Molecule: messenger RNA, 2239 nt
Organism: Sitodiplosis mosellana (orange wheat blossom midge)
Lineage: Eukaryota; Metazoa; Arthropoda; Insecta; Diptera; Cecidomyiidae
Gene: Dus2
Product: tRNA-dihydrouridine(20) synthase [NAD(P)+]-like
Exons: 6
Coding region: 101-1525 (474 amino acids)
Biological process (GO): tRNA dihydrouridine synthesis
Cellular component (GO): cytoplasm
Molecular function (GO): flavin adenine dinucleotide binding; tRNA binding; tRNA dihydrouridine synthase activity
Source: RefSeq, a predicted model, not a curated record
AACACGUGAAUGAUUUCCUAUUGACAGUUCAACAGUUCAUUCAAAGUUCGUCAGAAAAACAAUUAAAUAAGUGCAUAAUAGGCACGUUAGAUUUGUUGAAAUGGGCCAAAAAGAAGAAAAUUCCGUGAAAAUGGACACAGAUGAAGCCAAAAUAGACUAUAGGAACAAAAUCUGCUUGGCACCUAUGGUCAAGAUUGGCACACUGGCGACUCGAUUAUUGUCAUUGCGAUAUGGAGCUGAUCUUGUUUACACCGAGGAGAUAAUUGACUUCAAAUUCCUUGGAUCCUAUCGAUAUGAGAAUGAAGUCCUAGGCACCGUCGAUUUUGUCGACAAAAACAACGGUGCACUUACCUUCAGAACAUGUCCAUUGGAAAAAGGAAAGGUUGUACUGCAGUUGGGCACAGCGAACGCCGAACGUGCAUUAAAAGUGGCCAAAAUGGUGGAGAAUGAUGUGGCGGCUAUCGAUAUCAACAUGGGAUGUCCAAAAGCAUUCAGUCUCAAAGGUGGAAUGGGUGCCGCUCUAUUAACCGAUCCAGAACGAGCGAAAAACAUUCUGAAUACUUUGGUGCAAAAUGUCAAAAUUCCUGUUACAUGCAAAAUUCGAAUUUUGAACAAUCCAGAUGACACCAUCAAAUUGGCGGAGGAAUUUGAGGCAACUGGUAUCAGCGCCAUUGGAGUUCAUGGCCGGAAAAAAGACGAACGACCACAUCAUCCAAAUAACACAGAAGCGAUACGCAAAAUUGCUGAACGUUUGAAGAUUCCAGUAAUUGCAAACGGCGGAUCUCGUGAUAUUGACAACUACGAUGACAUCUUGAAAUUUCGCCAUAAAUGUGGUACGACGAGUGUAAUGAUAGCACGAGCAGCUGAAUGGAACGUGUCUGUGUUUCGAAAAGAAGGGAAACUGCCAUUGGACGAAGUCAUAACCGAAUACUUGAAGCUGUGCAUCGAUUUUGAUAGCUCGCCAAACAUAACCAAAUACUGUGUGCAAAUGAUGCUGCGCGAAUUGCAAGAAACGCCGAGAGGCAAGAAAUUUUUGGAAUGUCAGACUUUAAAUGAAAUUUGUGAUAUAUGGGAUUUGGGAGAUUAUUGCCGAAAGACACAAAGAGAGUACGAGGAAAAGGGUAUGCAUUGUCGUCGGUCGUGUGUUCCAGACACAGUUUUACGGAGAAAUGAAGACGGAACGGAUAGCCCCUGUCCAAAACGAAUAAAAGUUUCAAACGAUCCAGAUAUUUACACUAGAAGUAUCGCUUACUUCCGGGCUCAUUAUACCGAAAAAGAUAUGCCAAAAGUGAUUCUACACACAUAUGCGCAUAAAAACGGACUGAAUAUUCCCACAUAUGAGACAAAUCAAGAAGAUUCCCUAUUCCAAACGGUGAUUACAUUUCAAGGCAAAAAAUACGCAAGCUCGUAUUGGGAGAAGAACAAACGGUUUGCCGAACAAGCAGCGGCUCUCGUAUGUCUGCUGGGCAUAGAUUUAGUCAAAGAAGAAGAUCUGAUUAAGAAAGGGAGCCUGCUGAACAGAUAGAAUUCAACAUUUAUAAGAAUGUCACUUUGUAAAUUCUGUUGUAAUUAAUUUGUGUACAUGAAAAUGAAGAGAAAAUUGGCAAAAAAAAUUUGGUAAAUAAUUGCUCUAUUCAUCUGCUACAUCUUCAGCGUCAUCGUAAGAAGGCUGUUGUCGUUGUCUUUGUGUUCUCUGUUGACGGUUUGUACGUUGUCUUGACUGUGAAUUACGUCUGGUGCUUCUUCGAGUGGUCGAAGCUCCUUUUGGAGCUCUCGUGGUUCAUCUGAAUCGACUUUGUCUACCGCAUUGACUCCGACCAUUUCGUUGAGGCCCACCAUAUCGAUAAGAUCUACCAUUUCGAUUUGGUGGGCUACGACGACCCGAACGUCCAAUGUCAGUAGAACCACUUCUGCAAAAUCAAUUUUCGGUGGAAAUGGUGGUUAUGGAGGUUGUAGAUCGGGUGGAAAAUCCAAUGAUUAAACUCUCUGAUCAAAUUGGUGAGUUUGCCUAUAUAUCGUUCUAAUCUAAAUUUUGAUUGAAAACGCAUAGAAGUUUGACUUUCCACAUUUUCUUUUGUUUGAAAAUUGAGAAAAAAAAACAAUGAAAGCACAAAAUUGAAGUGACCUCCAAAUUCAACCUCAACUUAUAUAUUAAAAUAACGUCAGCAAUAUUGCGACGAAAUACUUGCGUAAAUAUUGGGACAAAAAUGGAUGAAAUAAAAUCAGGAUUCGAAUUUAU